Eutrema salsugineum is the source of this 700-nucleotide messenger RNA. Its product is annotated as acyl-coenzyme A thioesterase 13. Gene Ontology annotation, molecular function: fatty acyl-CoA hydrolase activity. The transcript is spliced from 3 exons. Lineage: Eukaryota; Viridiplantae; Streptophyta; Magnoliopsida; Brassicales; Brassicaceae. Bases 31 to 507 code for a protein of 158 amino acids. The record is from RefSeq and is a predicted model, not a curated record.
UUAGGGAGGAAACUGGAACAAACAAAAACAAUGAUGAUGGAGAAAAUUCGGGAGUAUCUGCAACUCAGCGAAGACGUUGACGACGGCGGCGAGGCACCGCGAGUGGAGGGAUUAGUGAGAGGAAGAAGCUUCUAUGAGGAUUUCAGCCUCAGAGGAAUCCGAGUCAACCGAGUCGUCCCGGGUUUCAUUUCCUGCACUUUCAAGGUUCCUCUUCGUUUAACGAACAGAGACGGGGAAUUAGUAAAUGGAGCGAUUGCAAAUCUUGUGGAUGAGGUUGGUGGAGCAGUUGUACAUGAAGAAGGUUUACCUAUGAAUGUCUCAGUGGACAUGUCUAUUGCUUUCCUUUCAAAAGCUAAGCUUGGUGAGGAGUUGGAGAUAACAUCGAGAGUGAUGGGAGAGAGAGGAGGUUAUAAAGGAACAAUCGUUGUAGUGAGGAACCAGAAGACCGGAGAGAUUAUAGCGGAAGGUCGACAUUCUUUGUUUGGUAGACAAGCUAGCAAGCUCUGAGUCCGAAUCUUUUGGUUUUGUAAAAUAUGAUCUUAAAGUUGUUUAGGUAAAUUUGUCAAGUCGUUACCUCCUUUCUGGUUGUGAAACUAAAACCUUUGUAUUAAGCUGGUCACAAUUACUUGGUACUCGUCCCGUACUUACUUAUCCUGUAAAACCAAGUACUUGAUCAAGUGGAGUAUCAAGUAUUUUAAGA